CACACACAGACACACACACACACACAGACACACACAGACACACGCCCACUCCUCCCCUGCUCGAAGCUCCGCUAUCUUUAGCACCGCCGCGGAUUACAGUGCGCAGAGACGGCGCUCCGGUGCGACCUGUUCGGCUCUUAUCCGUGUGUGUGUGUGUGUGUGUCUGUGUGCGCGCGCGCGAGUGUGUGUAGAUCUUCGUCUUACAGAAGCGCUCUCGCGCCGCACGACAAGACAAAAUCAAGACUACGCAAAAACAAAAACAACCCCCCCCCCCCCAAAAAAGCGAUGGGGGAAUGACAACAGCCUCCGUCGCCGUCUCCAGAAGACCCCCAGGGAUGCUGCCGCUCUCCAGCGCGCGGAGCGGACGCGUGCGCCUGGAACACCGGGCCUCGCUGCUGCCGCUCGCCGCGGUCCUGCUGUGCGUCGUCUCCGUCAGUGCUGCCCUUCCAGCUGGCAAUAAAUGCCCCCACCACAUCGUCUGUGCCAAAGAGGGACGCCACUUCUGCAAGCCGGGCUCGUCCCGCUGUGGCCCCUGCCUCUCCCCGUUGCAGGAGAGCGACGAGGGUCGCUGUGUGGCGAGGAGUAGGCCCCAUCAGCAUGUGACUUUCUACCCGGACCUGGACGAAGAGAUCGAUUUCCUUCAGGCUGUCAUCGAGAAACAGGAAAUAUCGGAGUUCAAACCUCCGCAAAAGCAAUCCAAACAUCCUGCUGCCGUCACCCACCCGACAGAUGUGAAGAAGAGCAGGGCAGAUGCCGCCAAACAAGGACGGAAAAGCCAGGCUCAUCCCUCGUCUGAAAAGAGUCACGCCGCCGCCACAACCCCCGGCCCCGCGCUCGCUGACACGCCGACCCCACAGCCCAGGAGCACUGAAGGUGUGGUCCGGGCUGGUCCUCUGCCGGUCCCAGCACCGAAGAACGACAAGAUUCUUGUCAUUCUGAUCUCGGUGUGUGUCACGGUGGGCACUCUUGCAUUGAUCCUGGCAACCGUCUGUUUCGUCAAGAUGCAGAAAAAAUCGCAUCUGGCGCAGAAGGUCGACUACCCUGCUUUCGCUGGGGCGAGCAUGCCUGCUGCCACGGCCGAAGGUACCUCGGUGGGAGAUCAGACCCUGGCCCAAAAUGCCCAAAUGUUUCACUACCAACAUCAGAAACAGCAGAUGCUUUCGCUGGGAAGUCACAAACCUGAACCAAAAGUCCUCGACAAUGAGGUCACAUCAGACGAGGAGGAAGUGGGAGGAGACUUCACAGUAUACGAGUGCCCAGGACUUGCACCAACUGGAGAGAUGGAAGUGAAGAACCCGCUGUUUGAUGACUCAUCUACGCAUUAUCAGGGGAAUCAAAUGUGAAUGCUGAACACCUUGCACACACACACACACACACACACACACACACAUAUACAGACACACACACAUGUGCAGGCAUAUAAGCCAUUUCUCUAAAAGACACCACUUGAUUGAGAGGAUGCCGAGUUUUUAAAAUUAUUUUUCUUGUAGGCCUUUUACUGUAUCUGCCCCUGCUCAGCUUUUAAUACUACAAAUGUAUGUUGGGUUCCUUUUUAAUUUAUUUCUGAGACACUGUUCCCUGUCUUUUAACGUAAGCUUUUCAGAGUCCCCCAGCCCCAUGUUUGUCCUCAUGUGUGUUUUGUCGUGUUCAGCGUGUUAAAAAUCAAACUAUAGAUUUUCUCCUCCCGUACCUUUUAUCAUUUUUCUUCAUUUCUGCAGCUUUUUCCAAAGAAUUUGAUACAAUAGCAAACAUAUAGAUAGCACACAGAAACACACACGUAUACAUAGUCUAAGUUGAAAAAACAGGUGCCCGCCCUUGCUGUUUGUCAUGCAUAGCUAGCGGCAAAUCCACAUACCGUACCAGAUACCCAGGGGAUACUUAAAAACAGAUCUCUGAGAUACUUCUGUAAAAACUCUCCCUGACUCACCACAAGGUUUAGCGAUGCUAAUUGUGUGUCCUGUCAUAUAAGGUGCACAUAAGUACUUGAUUAUGUCUGUUUGCAUGGUUAUGACUGUACCGUGUUGGCAGAGCUACGACGAGUUCCUCUGCCUCCCGUGUGUAUGCAUCCCGUCGAUGGAGGAGGAAUGUACAGUAAAAGUGACUUCUUAGCACUUGAAUGAAAACUUUUUGCAGACAAACUAUACUGAUGGAUGUGUAGGUGGUAAAUAAAUAAGACUCUCUUGUAUUUGUCCCUGUUUCCUCCUCGUCAGUACCAAGUUGGCCCCGUGCUGCAAAAUGUACAUACAAGGAGUGAAAGUGAGUUCACCUUUUCUAGACAUUUGUACAUGCAGACCAAGGAAUUAAAACUUUUUACCACAUGUAAAAGAACUUUUGGCAAGACUUUUGUUUUGCCUUUUCUUUUUGUCUUUUUUCAUGGAAUGCAUUGAACUAUUUUGUGGACAUUUAGUUCUGUUGAAAUGAGAGGAAAUAAAGACACAACAUAACACGGCUUGAAAAACA
Molecule: messenger RNA, 2460 nt
Organism: Scophthalmus maximus (turbot)
Lineage: Eukaryota; Metazoa; Chordata; Actinopteri; Pleuronectiformes; Scophthalmidae
Gene: npdc1a
Product: neural proliferation, differentiation and control, 1a
Exons: 9
Coding region: 294-1343 (349 amino acids)
Cellular component (GO): membrane
Source: RefSeq, a predicted model, not a curated record